AUGAAAGUUCUUAUCAAAAAAUAUCCAUGUCUCUCAGUUCUUCAUGGUGAGACCUCAGGUUAUGCUGUGGAUAUGACCGGAAAUCAAGUGUCAAUUACUUGUAUUAUGCUUCUAACUGCGAUGAUUGCAAUCGGCGGUCAGGUGGUAGCUCUGAUCGUACAUUCGGUAUUCGUCCUUAAUGAAGUGCACAACGUUGUCAGCACCAACACAAGGAAGAUGCAAAAGCGCUAUUUCUUGGCAUUAACGCUCCAGCUCUUAAUCCCCGGCGUAGCGUUUGGUACCCCGUGGGGCUAUUACGGGAUUACAGGAAAAUGCCGUUCCGCGAUUAACACAAAAACUGGGGUGAUUAGUAUUGUGUCGGCUCACAUCCUGAUGUGUUGCGUGGUGGAAACUUGUUGCUUUUGGGCUCUGGAGCCCACCGAGACUCGUACGCUACUUUCCAUGGUUGACGCUAAGGAAACCCUCAACAUCACCAUCAAACCGAACACUUAUUAUUACGGAGCCGCAUUUACGUACCCCGGGCCGAGUGGCUCGACGAUCUACAACUGGCAAAUCAUCAUUGCCACCGGCAUUGCGAUUGCGGCUUAUUGCACCAUGUACUUCACGGCUUGCGUGAUUGGCGUCAGACUGUAUCAGUUUGUGAAGCUCUCCCUUCAAAGCAAGGCCCGGAAGCGUCUGCUAUCACAGCUUUUGCUGUUAUUACUGGCUCAGGCCAUCUCUCCGUUCUUUUGGGAAUUAAUUCCAGGAUUUGUCGUGCUGCUCGGUGGUCUAUUCGGUCUACCUCAUAACUGGGGCUUGUGCGCCACGGUUUAUAUGGCCGGCUACUCGACCAGUGAUGCCGUGUUGGCGUUGAUGUUGUUUAAGGCCUAUCGCCGCCGCACCAUCGAAAUCCUGCUACGCGGAAGAUGUCGCGGACGUGUGCACCAAUUCGCCACCAGCACAACCAUGGAAAAUACCACCGACAUUACGGGGAAAUAUCGAAGAGCCAUUGAUACGAAACUCGGGGUGGCAAGUAUCAUUUUCGCGCAUUUUUUGGUUUGCUGCAUUAUUGAAGUGUGUUGCUUUGCGGCGUUGGAGCCAUCGGAGACUCGAACCAGCCUUUCCUUGGCCGAUACGCAAAAAAUCCUCAACUUCACCAUCACACCCUCUACCUACUAUUAUGGAGCCGCUUUUUCGUUCCCGGGCCCGAACGGGGUUGAAAUCUACGAUUGGAAGAUGAUAAUCGCCACUGGGAUCGGGCUAGCCGUUUAUGGGGCUAUGUACCUGGGGGCUUGUGUUAUUGGCAUUAGACUGUAUCUAUAUGCGAUAUCCCCCUUCUUAUGGGAAUUCAUCCCUGGAUUUGUGGUGCUACUUGGCGGUCUAUUCGGUGUCCCACACAAUUGGGGCUUAUGCGCAACGGUGUUUAUGGCCGGCUACUCGACGAGUGAUGCGGUUUUGUCCCUUUUGUUGUUCAAAGCUUAUCGCCGUCGCAUGGCCGAUAUACUGCUGCGCGGAAACUGUCUGGGACGUCGACAACGAUUUGUCACCACGCACGCAUUAUCUGAAACGCGGCUGUGCAACUUU
Molecule: messenger RNA, 1563 nt
Organism: Mesorhabditis spiculigera
Lineage: Eukaryota; Metazoa; Nematoda; Chromadorea; Rhabditida; Rhabditidae
Source: the annotation of a GenBank genome assembly